UUCUUCCAUGGCUUUGGUUUACUUGUCAUCAAUAUCGGAUCGAUCAAAUUCAAACAGACAAUUGUAUGCAUGAGAAAAUUCGACUUUGAAGAUUUCCUGGCCGCCAUUGAAAAGUACAAAAUCCGGUAUCUGUUUGCGGCGCCUCCAAUUGUCAUUAGGAUGGCCAAGCACCCCAGUGUGGCAAAAUACGACCUAUCUUGUGUGGAAACCAUCAUGUCAGCAUCAGCCCCACUGGGGAGUGAUUCAGAAGAGGAACUGGAGGCGCGUCUUGGGACGUGUAGUCUGACACAAGGUUAUGGAUUAACAGAAACUGGUCCUUUCUGCUCCUUGCCACCACUUUCAAGACACUUAAGGCGACCAGGAGCGUCUGGAGUUUUAGUCCCAAAUACAGAGUGCAAGGUGGUGGACCCAAGCACGAAGAAGGAACUUGGUCCGAACCAAGAUGGUGAACUAUGGUUCCGAGGCCCUCAAGUUUUCAAAGGCUACUUGGAUAAUCCUGUCGCCACCGCGGCCACCUUGGACAAGGACGGCUGGAUACACACCGGUGACAUUGGACACUACGACGAGGAUCAGUACUUAUAUAUCAAGGACCGUAUUAAGGAGAUGAUCAAGUUCAAAGGGUUCCAGGUGGCGCCAGCAGAGCUAGAGAGUGUCUUGGUAACCCACCCAGCGGUGGAAGACGCGGCGGUAGUGGGUCGACCUGACCAAGAGGCUGGAGAAUUGCCCAUGGCGUUUGUGGUUCUUAAGUCUGGUAGAAUGACCACUGAGAGGGACAUCAUGGACUUCUUGGCAGAAAAGGUGUCUCCUUACAAGCGUUUGCGGGGUGGAGUGGUAAUUGUGAAGUCGAUCCCUAAGACUGAGAGCGGGAAAAUUCUGCGGCGUUUUCUUCGAGCCGGAUUAAGGGAGAGAGUUGAGAAAAUGAAAGCGAAACUGUGAGGAAUUCGUCGUUGCACUUCCAAGAGAUAAUUUAAGAUAAUUUAAGAUGAUUAACAGAGCCACAGAUAUCAAGGACACAUAUCAUUGCGUAUUAGUCAUAUCAUAGAAAACAUAGUCUGCUGAGAUAUUAUUUCCUAAAUAUUUGAAGUUAAUCAGUAAUGGUCCUGUGGUUGGGGAAUAUGUUUAUUGACUUGUCAUUUGCUUGCUCGAAGUAAGCUGUCUCUUACGGGCUACAUAAUGACACACACCAAACUUUCUGCAAAGAAAUCUGUCAUACCAAUUUAAUCAAAGUAUCGCAUCAUUGUGCUACACAUCCGUGCGUGGUAAUUGCCAGCUACUUGGUACCUUACUGACAGUCGUUGGAGACACGCAAUGUUUUUUUUUUUUCGCUUUUUUUUUUGUAGUAGUAGUAGUAGUACUCAAGUGCCAACUAGCGAUGAUUAAUAACCCUGAUAUACAGCACCCCUCCCCCCCCCAAAAAAAAAAAAAAAAAAAAAAUUAUGCAGACGCCCUAGCACAUAUAUACUUCCUUACUCCGAUGUCCUUGCUGUCAAGGUUGGGGACACAAUACUGCCGGUAGUCUCACAUUUGAGUUGUGAUUAUUGCCCUGAUAAAUGUAACUAGUAGCGAACACAGCAGUACAUGGCGUUAUCAGACCAUUAAUGAAAAACAUUAUAAUCUCUCGGUUAAUUAUAGCUUAAUGGUACCGGGGAGCUUGGAGAAUUACGAGCAAAUUCUUGUUUAUAUAACAUAUAAAUAAAGCAUAUAAGAAUACAGCAUAUAAAUGUUGAUAUAAAAUACUACCUUAUUAGUUCUUAGAGACACAGAACGCACAUCUUUCAUACCAAAGGAAAGACAAGUCACACACACACACUCACACACACACACACACACACAUAUGGUUAAACAGGAUAUUGCUUGACAAUAGGUACAUUCCAGCCGGCAGUAAAGUCAGUAAACCCAGACCAGAGUCGAAUCAGUGGAAACUUGUGGGAUCAUGUGAAGGACUGUGCAGUCUAAAUUACUUAAUACCUGCACGUGUUUAGAUAAUAAUAUAUAAAUAACGGCGUUGUAAAUUUUUAUGCAGUCAUGAUCAGACAAUGAUGCUCUUUGUCCGUGCAUUUGAAACGAUUCACUGCAUGACUGCUUUACUAGAGCGUCGAAA
Molecule: messenger RNA, 2101 nt
Organism: Lingula anatina
Lineage: Eukaryota; Metazoa; Brachiopoda; Lingulata; Lingulida; Lingulidae
Molecular function (GO): CoA-ligase activity
Source: RefSeq, a predicted model, not a curated record